Messenger RNA from Hirsutella rhossiliensis, 1716 nucleotides. RefSeq names its product radical SAM superfamily domain-containing protein. Gene Ontology annotation, biological process: tRNA wobble base 5-methoxycarbonylmethyl-2-thiouridinylation. Gene Ontology annotation, cellular component: elongator holoenzyme complex; nucleus; cytoplasm. The record is from RefSeq and is a predicted model, not a curated record. NCBI's taxonomy places the organism in Eukaryota, Fungi, Ascomycota, Sordariomycetes, Hypocreales, Ophiocordycipitaceae. Gene Ontology annotation, molecular function: acyltransferase activity, transferring groups other than amino-acyl groups; iron-sulfur cluster binding. The coding region runs from base 1 to 1716 and encodes 571 amino acids. The transcript has 2 exons.
AUGGCGACGGCAACAGUCACAAGCACCAAGAAAAAGGGGGUCGACCUCGCGCCCGAGAGCGAGCGCUUCCUGCGAUGCUGCGCCGACGUCGCAAACGCAUUGAUCGAGGACCAUGAGGCGACCAAAGACGGCCGCCCGUCUCGCGACAUCAACCUCAACUCGCUACGCUCCAAGCUCUCCAAGAAGCACAAGCUGGCCAACAUCCCUCCCUUGACCGCCAUCAUCGCCGCCAUCCCCGAGCACUACAAGAAAUACAUCCUACCCAAGCUCGUCGCCAAACCCAUCAGAACAUCGUCGGGAAUAGCAGUCGUCGCCGUCAUGUGCAAGCCUCAUCGAUGUCCUCACAUCGCCUACACCGGCAACAUCUGCGUCUAUUGCCCCGGCGGUCCCGACUCCGACUUUGAGUACAGCACGCAAUCAUACACUGGAUACGAGCCCACGUCCAUGCGAGCCAUCCGCGCGCGCUAUGAUCCCUUUGAGCAGGCACGAGGCCGAGUGGACCAGCUCAAGUCGCUCGGCCACUCGGUGGACAAGGUUGAAUACAUAAUCAUGGGCGGCACCUUCAUGUCGUUGCCCAACUCGUAUCGUGAAGACUUCAUCUCGCAGCUGCACAAUGCGCUGAGCGGCUAUCAGACCUCCAAGGUGGACGAGGCGGUCGAGGCAGGCGAGAUGAGCAACGUCAAGUGCGUCGGCAUCACCAUCGAGACACGGCCCGACUACUGUCUGCAGCCGCACCUCUCCGACAUGCUGAGGUACGGCUGCACCAGGCUGGAAGUCGGAGUGCAGUCGCUCUACGAGGACGUGGCGCGCGACACCAAUCGCGGCCAUACCGUGGCAUCGGUCGCCGAAACAUUCUGCCUUGCCAAGGAUGCCGGCUUCAAGGUCGUCAGCCACAUGAUGCCGGAUCUCCCCAACGUGGGCAUGGAGCGCGACAUGGACCAGUUCCGCGAGUAUUUCGAGAAUCCCGCAUUCCGGACCGACGGGCUCAAGAUCUACCCGACCCUCGUCAUCCGGGGCACCGGACUCUACGAGCUGUGGCGAACGGGACGCUAUCAAAACUACACGCCCAACGGGUUGGUGGACCUCGUGGCGAGGAUAUUGGCUCUGAUACCGCCAUGGACUCGCAUUUACCGUGUCCAGCGAGAUAUCCCGAUGCCCCUCGUGACGUCGGGCGUCGAGAACGGCAACCUGCGAGAGCUUGCCCUGGCCCGGAUGAAGGAUUUUGGAACGACAUGUCGAGACGUACGGACCAGAGAAGUUGGAAUCAACGAGGUCAAGAACAAGAUUAGGCCGAACCAAGUCGAGUUGGUGCGCAGAGAUUACGCUGCCAACGGCGGCUGGGAAACCUUUCUGGCAUACGAGGAUCCCAAGCAAGACAUCCUGGUUGCCCUGUUACGGCUGCGCAAAUGCACAGAAAAGUACACGUACCGAGAGGAGCUCACCGGCCAGCCCAGCAGCAUGAUCCGCGAGCUCCACGUGUACGGUACCGCGGUGCCCAUACACGCGCGCAAUCCCCGCAAGUUUCAACACCAGGGCUUCGGCACGCUGCUUAUGGAGGAGGCCGAGAGGAUCGCGCGCGACGAGCACGGCAGCGACAAGAUCAGCGUCAUCUCCGGAGUCGGUGUGCGAAGCUACUAUAAGAAACUCGGCUACUGGCUGGACGGUCCGUACAUGAGCAAGUGGAUCGACGGGCGCGACGGGGACGGACAGGAAUGA